AUGGACUAUCAUGGACUAUCAUGGGCUAUCAUGGACUAUCAAGGGCUAUCAUGGACUGUCAAGGGCUAUCGUGGACUAUCGUGGACUAUCAUGAACUAUCAUGAACUAUCAUGGGCUAUCAUGGACUAUCAUUGGCUAUCAUGGGCUAUCGUGGACUAUCAUGGACUAUCAAGGGCUAUCAUUGGCUAUCGUGGACUAUCAUGGGCUAUCAUGGACUGUUAUGGGCUAUCAUGGACUAUUGUGGGCUAUCGUGGACUAUCAUGGGCUAUCAUGGACUAUUAUGGGCUAUCGUGGACUAUUAUGGGCUAUCGUAGACUAGUAUGGGCUAUCGUGGACUAUUAUGGGCUAUCGUGGACUAUUAUGGGCUAUCGUGGACUAUCAUGGGCUAUCAUGGACUAUCAUGGGCUAUCAUGGACUAUCAUGAACUAUCAUGGGCUAUCAUGGGCUAUCAUGGACUAUCAUGAACUAUCAUGGGCUAUCAUGGACUAUCAUUGGCUAUCAUGGGCUAUCGUGGACUAUCAUGGGCUAUCAUGGACUAUCAUGGGCUAUCAUGGACUAUCGUUGACUAUCAAUUAUUAA
Messenger RNA from Biomphalaria glabrata, 579 nucleotides. RefSeq lists its product as uncharacterized. NCBI's taxonomy places the organism in Eukaryota, Metazoa, Mollusca, Gastropoda, Planorbidae. Bases 1 to 579 code for a protein of 192 amino acids. The record is from RefSeq and is a predicted model, not a curated record. The transcript has a single exon.